UACUACAUCUGUCUGCUAGUUCUCCAUCGAACAUUUCACUUCUUCAACUUCUCCUACUCCUCUGUUCAACGAUGAACUGUACUAAAACUUACCCUAUAACUUUCAUGAAAACCUACCAAUUCAUCAAAGUUCUUGGAAAAGGCGGAUUUGGAACUGUGUGGCUGGUCGAGCGUAUCUUCGAUGGAACCCUCCACGCUGCUAAGAUAAUACACGACAAUAAUUGCAAGAGGAAGACCUGGUGUGAAGACAGAUCAGCUAUGAUACCUGACGAAAUCCUCUUGACGGAGUCGCUGGACCACCCUAACCUAAUAAAAAACUACGAGAUAUACUUCGAGAGGAACUCGUGGAUCAUUGUGAUGGAGUAUAUACCUGACUAUGUAGACCUAGACCUAUGUGACUACAUCUCUCAGAACGGAUCUCUGACGGUGGAGGAUGCUAGGGAAGUGCUGACACAGCUCCUUGACGCCUGCUCCUAUCUUAUAUCACUCGGAAUAGACCACAGAGACCUUAAGAACGAGAAUAUUCUUUAUAAUCCCACUACUCGCCAGAUUAAAUUGAUAGACUUUGGUUCAGCCUCCAUCAUCCCUGAUACCCCCUAUUCUCACUAUCAAGGAACUGAAGUCUUCCUCCCACCAGAGUGCUUCAAGUUUGGAUCCUAUUCAGCCCUCCCUGCCAUGACUUGGAGUAUUGGGUGUUUAGCUUAUGUCCUCCUGAAUGGCGGGUGUCCGUUCUCGACGAAACAGGAAGUGGCAGAACACGAACAUCUGAAGUUUAUUAACUGUCGGCUUGAUGUGGAGAGUCGGGAGUUCUUGUGUGAUCUGCUGAUUGUUGAUGAGGAUGAUAGGAUGACUCCUGGGGAGCUUAUAUUCCAUCCUUGGAUGGGUUGGGUUUCUGUGGAAUGAUCCGUUCAGAUUUUAUUUAAUGUGUUAGAAAUUUUCUUUGCUAUCUAUAAUAGCGUUGUUUUAUUUACAUCGUUAUAUUUAUAUCUUUAAUUACCC
Bolinopsis microptera is the source of this 998-nucleotide messenger RNA. RefSeq names its product serine/threonine-protein kinase pim-2-like. The transcript has a single exon. Gene Ontology annotation, molecular function: protein serine/threonine kinase activity; ATP binding. Bases 72 to 902 code for a protein of 276 amino acids. Lineage: Eukaryota; Metazoa; Ctenophora; Tentaculata; Lobata; Bolinopsidae. Gene Ontology annotation, biological process: protein autophosphorylation. Gene Ontology annotation, cellular component: cytoplasm. The record is from RefSeq and is a predicted model, not a curated record.